Molecule: messenger RNA, 1161 nt
Organism: Fusarium keratoplasticum
Lineage: Eukaryota; Fungi; Ascomycota; Sordariomycetes; Hypocreales; Nectriaceae
Exons: 2
Coding region: 1-1161 (386 amino acids)
Source: RefSeq, a predicted model, not a curated record
AUGAUAUCCCCGACUAGAGGCCUCAUCGCGAGGUCCGUUCGCUCUCAAUGGCGCCUUGCGAGCUCUUCCUCGCGAGCUCCCCGCCCCUCAAAGACAUCACACAAACCUCCGCCCAAGACUACGAGACCCUACAAGCCUAAACCCCAAGCUUCCUCACAACCGCCGCCUCCUCCCCCUCCCCCUCCGAAAGCCGAAACCCUCCUCGAUCUCUGGCGCUCGACCUGGCUCCCUCUCACCGGCGCAGCCCUCGCUGCUGGCGCCCUCGGCUUCUACAUAUUCGGCACCGUCGCCGCGUCCUUCAAGGCCUGCCCCUGCAGCGGGCCAUGCGAGCACUCCACCCCGACCGGCCGGCCGCCGGCGCUCGACGGCGACAACGCCGAGCAGUUUGACAAGGAACUCAACCUGCCCGAGUGGUGGAUGGGCAUCACCGGUCUGCGGAAGCGUCUCGCCGCGCGUGCGACGGGACAUGUCUUGGAGCUGGCUAUGGGCACGGGACGGAACCUCGAAUACUACAACUGGGAGCCGCUGAACGAGCGUGUGUCGGAGGCAAAGGGGGAAAAGCAAGGCAAGGCUGGCGCUGAUGCGCCUCACGGGAUAACAUCAUUUACCGGCCUCGAUAUCUCGGUCGACAUGCUCGACGUCGCCCGGAAACGCCUCGUCAAGACCGUCCCGCCCAUGAAAUCAUCCGCCCCGAUCGUCCGCGCAUCCACCAUGGCCGACCAUACCGGUGGUCAGCUCUCCUAUCUCGACGACCAGCUCCGCCUGAUCCAUUCCGACGCACACCAUCCUCUCCCCGGACCCUCAACAACAUCGACGAAAUACGAUACUGUUAUUCAGACGUUUGGUCUGUGCUCCGUGUCAGACCCUGUCGCCGUUUUGACCAACUUGGCGUCAGCUGUCAAGCCAGGGUCAGGGCGCAUUAUCCUCCUGGAGCAUGGAAAGGGCUGGUAUGGCAUCGUCAACGGACUACUGGAUAAGAAUGCAGGCAAGCAUUUCGAAAAGUACGGCUGUUGGUGGAAUCGAGACAUACAGGGUAUCGUUGAGGAGGCUGCCCUCAAGACGCCCGGCCUCGAAGUGGUCAAGGUGGAGCGGCCCAACAUCCUUCAAAUGGGCACCCUGGUCUGGGUCGAGCUCCGAGUGAGCGAAAAGGACCGAUCAUGA